AUGCAAUAACAAUCGACACAAUAAUAAUAGAGAUAAGAUACGGUAGUGCUCAAAGAAAGAGAAGAAAGACGAUUUGAAGAGUUUUUUAAUAAAUUUUCCAGGAAUGGCACUUCAUUGAAUUUUGCCGACAUCCUCAUGUUUGCACUCGAUCGCAGUCUGGUUACCAAUGGCAACAAUUUCAGCAUGUUCUUGACUCAUUUCGACGAUGCAUUGGGAGAUGUAAAAGGGGAAAGAGCACUCAAUAAGCCUUAAUUUUAUUUCUUUCUCAAGUAACUGGCAAAGAAGAUCUUUCACAAUGACCCUCUUCAUCUGGAGAAGAUGUUAAACGAGAUCUUAUCUGAGAAAAGUGCAGUUAGAGAUCACAAUGUGGAGCCCAAUCGAAUAAUUGUGCUUGAUGAAACUAAUAAAAGAUUAUUGGCUGAAUCCUCCAUCUAGGCUAUCUCACUCUACGAAAGGGAAUUAAAGAACAUAUUCACAAUCUACAUGCAAGAGAACUUGACACAUGGCAUAAUCAUGUUGAGAUGGAAGGAAAUUUGGGUUUAGAAUAAAAAGAUGAAUAUGGUAUCAUUAGUUAAAUUUUUAAGAGAUGCAGAAAUCGUACCUCAUAUUCUCUCUAUCGAAUAAUUGGAGGAAAUUCUAAUGAAGAUUAUUCCACCCAUCAAUAACAAGGAAUACGACUUUUUUUAAAAGGGUCAUUUCAUUUAAAUUUAUGAAAAAAAUCUAACAAACUGCAAUGAUACUGAUCCCUAAAUCUUAAUUCAUGAGCUUCAAUUGCUUCUCGCCAGAAUCUCAUUCGAAUUAGGACUCAAAGAAGAAGGAGGAGGAAAUCAAAAUAAUAGAAAGCUCGAUGUCGAAAAAUAUAUCAGGAAGUUCUUUGGCGAAUUAAUGCUAUUUAGAAAGAAUGAGAGUAUAGAAGGUCCACUCCCCAAUUUAAAUAGAAAACUUAUUAAAAACUUGGAGAAAUUCGCUCAAAAACUGCUGAAUGAUUUAAGCGAUUUUGAAGAUAAGGAUUCUUCAGAUGAUGAACCAGAUGGAACAGAUGAGUUACAAAGGAUAGCAGCAUUGUAAGGAUCUCUAUUAUUCGAAUAAGUGUCACUCAACAUCCCUGUAGAUUAAGUGAUUAAAAUGCUAGAUAAGGAAUUACCUCUGAUUCCUCCUUUGCCUUAAUAAGAAAAGCAAAUGCCUAAAUGGGAUCCAGAGAAGAGAGUAGUUAUAGGAAAUCCAAAACCAGAGUCUCCUAAAAAUAAGAAUGCCAAACCUAAACCAACCAAAAAACAGUAGUAGAGAAGAAAAGCUGGAGAACCUGAACCUAGGAAAGUCAUUUUUGAAUAAAAAACAGAACCUAAAUAAUCAGAAUUUUAUAUUCAGGAACUAGCUGAUAAAUUGAAAUUCGAAUAAAAACUUAUCUCCGAUGUUGAACGCGGUUCUCUCUCAGAUGUCUAGGUUGCCCCUGUGCUUAUACCAGAAGUGUUAUAUCCUCCAAAUCCUCCUUUGGAUGUAUAAUUUCUAGUAGAAGCUGCAAUCAAUUCUCACAAUGAAGCUAAUUUUGUGUUUGCUAUCUAGAAUUAUGAUGAUGCAAGAAAAAAAUGGAUUACUUCUACAGGAAGAGAUUUAACUGAUGGAUUAGAACUGUACUUUGAGUUCAGCAAGGCUACUGUGUAUGAAUCUGCUGGAAGAGAUGAUUUAGCUUUAGUGGCUUAUUUGAAUGCCAGGCAAUUUUCAACCAAAUUACCCACAAAUAACCCUGAUAAGGCUUUGGCCUAUUGCGGACUUGGAUCAGUGUUCUAUAAUACAGAGGAAUAUGAUUGGGCACUUAGAGCAUUUUUGAAGGCUAGAGAAUACAGAGAAAAUAGUAUUGGUAUAGAAACGGUUGACACUGCUACUGUGUACAAUAAUUUAGGAUGCUGUAUGUAUAUGUUAGAACGCAAUAAGGAGUCUUAUGGAUAUUUCAAAUUGGCUCAUGCCAUUUUAGAAUCUUAGUUGGGUCAAUUUCAUCCAAGAACAUUGACUGCAGCUAGGAAUAUCAAUAAAUCUAAAAAUUGUUGGUUUGAAAACAAGCCAGAGUUUCCUAAAUUAUGGGUUGAAUAUGCUUAAGACCCUUUUGCAGGGGGAAAGAAGAAGAAAAAGAAGAAGGGAAAGAAGUGA
Paramecium tetraurelia is the source of this 2145-nucleotide messenger RNA. RefSeq lists its product as uncharacterized. The record is from RefSeq and is a predicted model, not a curated record. The transcript is spliced from 5 exons. NCBI's taxonomy places the organism in Eukaryota, Ciliophora, Oligohymenophorea, Peniculida, Parameciidae. Gene Ontology annotation, molecular function: protein binding.